Messenger RNA from Hyaloscypha bicolor E, 2028 nucleotides. RefSeq lists its product as uncharacterized. Gene Ontology annotation, biological process: DNA-templated transcription; regulation of DNA-templated transcription. Bases 1 to 2028 code for a protein of 675 amino acids. Gene Ontology annotation, molecular function: DNA binding; DNA-binding transcription factor activity, RNA polymerase II-specific; zinc ion binding. The record is from RefSeq and is a predicted model, not a curated record. Lineage: Eukaryota; Fungi; Ascomycota; Leotiomycetes; Helotiales; Hyaloscyphaceae. The transcript has 6 exons.
AUGAACUCACGGCCAGAUCAUGCCAUGGAACGCCGAGCUUUCCAAGUAUCCUGUGAGAGAUGCAGAAAAAGGAAGAUCAAAUGCGAUCGUCUUCAGCCCUGUACCAAAUGUGAGAAAGCAGGAGUUGAAUGCACCUUUAUGGGCUCGGGUGAGAAGCAAAGACCCGUCUCUCGAGGCUAUGUCCAAGCUCUAGAAGGGCAAAUAGCGUCACUCGAAAAGUUCAUCACCAAGCUCAUCGCCGUCGAUGGCCCCCAACGCGAUGAAAUGCUGGCCAAUUUUGGCAAAUCGUCUGGUCAUUUCCAUCCCCCGUCACAAGACUUCAACACAUCCAGCACAUCUCCUGGCGCUGCCUCGAAAGCGAUUUCAAUAAGAUCAACGACGGGACAUCUCAGGAGAGUGAGAGAUGGCAAGGCAGCGGAAUUCUAUGGUCCUACCAGCUUCUUUCAGAUCAGUCCCUCAGACACUCUAGAUCAUGCGACUUCAGCUACGGAAAACCUCUCACUCGAUCCUUCUUCAAGUCUCGGAGAGCAAAAAAUUGUGAUUACGAAUUCUCUUGAAGAAUCCAGCAUCUAUUCCGAUUCUCAGCUAGCUUUCUCUCCACAAAGCCACAUCUGCCGAACACUGAUGGCAUCAUUCUUCAAGAAUCAAUAUCAGUAUCAUAUGUGUCUAUAUCGAGAGUAUUUUCUGAGAGACUUCAAUACCGGGAAAGGGCCAUAUUACUCGGAUCUACUCAUGUACGCCAUCUGCGCCAUGGGAGCUCUGGCUAGCGAAGAGAUUGCUCUGCGCGAGCUAUCAGAUGUGUUUUUCAACCGCGCUCAGCAACUGCUCUACGGAUCCGCGUUAGAGUCGCCCAAUCUAACGACUUUGCAAGCGCUUAUUCUCUUGGGACAUCGCGAGAUAGGGCAUGGGAAGAUGUCAAAAGGGUGGCUCUUCUCUGGCAUGGCGUUCAGACUUGCUCACGAGAUGGGCUUACAUCUUGACCCAAGUAACUGGAAAGGUUCCGACGACUCUCGUGUGGAAAGAGAGAUUCUACGACGGACUUACUGGGCGGCUUUUGUGGCCGACAAGCAUUUGUCUCUGUACUUCGGACGACCACCCGCGCUGUAUCCUAGGCAAUCGGACGUCAACGACACAAUCCGGAUUCCGUAUCCCCCGGAAUGGGAGUCUCUUCUCAACACGUAUAUCAUGAAAGGUACUUCCGAGACUGCUUAUGAAGAUGGACUGUCACUCGUUGCGUCAUUUGUUCAGCAAGCUGAGUUGUGCAAGAUCCUGCAUCGUAUGAUUAUUGAAGUUUUUGAGAAUCGAAGCGCGAACACGGAUGAGACUGUGUUGGCGACUUCGGUCAAGGAUAUCGAUGUUGCGUUGAAGAAGUGGUCUGCGAAUCUUCCGGCAAAGCUUCAUUGGAAUCAGUGGUCGGUGGGUCCGAUUCCAGCCCUUGUGCUUCAUUUGCACAUGAUGUAUCAUACAGCAUUAAUCAUUCUGCAUCGACCUCCACGGAACCUCCUCCGCGACCCUGCUGUUGCCACCAGCGAAGAUGUCAAAACGUGCUACGAAUCUCAGGACGCCAUCGUCAAAUUAAUUGGAAUUUAUUCCAGACAACAUCAGUAUAGCCACUUACCCUUGACUUUUGUGCACAUUCUUGCGUCUGCGGCGAGCAUUGUGCUCAUGAGACGACACAUUGACGGGGCUUCAUGGGCUCAGCCCGAAGUAUCCAAGUCGCUCGGAGUGAUCUUAGACGCUCUCGAUGGUAUAUCUCAUACUUGGCCAUGUGCAAAGCAAGUUCGGGCAGUAAUAAAUUCUGCAAUGAAGGAGGGCACGCCAGAAGCUGGAGCUGGAGGUUUUGCUCUUAGUAAGUCUCCUGAAGGUUUCGAUCUCAUGACAGGCUUGGCAGGACUGCCAGAGGUCGGGAAUGACGACUUCUUGAAUGGAGAGUUUGGUUUCAAUAUGGACGAUGCUGAUAUCGGGUUUUAUCUGAAUGAGGAUUACUUGAAUGACCCUUUUCAGGGUGAAGAAUGGUCGUUCACGUGA